CUCGCAGCGCACACACACCGCCGCCCAGCAUAACGUCCACGUCCAGCGAAUCCGCCAGUGUUCCAAGCAAGUGCUUUAGUGUCGCGAGAGAGCCUUGUACCCAGUCCACCGAAACAUCGAAAGAACCAACGAAAUGUCGACUAUUAACCUGCACCCCCCGCAAACCUACUCGCGGCUGUUCCGUCCCUGGGACUCACAGCGCCAGUCAGCCGCCUCAGCGCCCAGGACGGUCAAGCAGGAGAAGGAGCAGGAGCGGGAGCGGGAGCCCGAGAGCAUCACAAUCAAGACGGAGUUGACCAGCAACGGUUUUGCCCACGACUCCGACCGGGACUUCUCGUCCGCAUCCUCCUCCUCGUCGAGCAGCAGCAACAGCAGCAAGUCCUGCUACGAGGACGCCCUAAACCACAGCAGCUACAUCCGCACCUCCACGCCCCACCCCGUCUUCAACCAGCCCCUCCCGUCGCCCUCGGACCUGCCCACCCCCAGCUGCGUGUCCUUGGCCCCGCCGCAGCAGCACGCUCCGUUCCUGCCGGCCGCCAGCGAGCUCUACUAUGCCGCCGCAGCAGCCGCCGCUGCCGCCGGCACGCCCACCUCCGCCCCCGGCUUCGGCAUGGACCCCUUCACGCUGGGCCUGAUGGAGCAGGAGUACGCCCGCGUCAUGGCCGAGGAUGCCCAGCUAAAGGCGCUCAACGCGCGCAAGCAACGCCCCAAGAAGUUCAAGUGUCCCCACUGCGACGUGGCCUUCUCCAACAACGGCCAACUGAAGGGCCACAUCCGCAUCCACACCGGCGAACGCCCCUUCAAGUGCGACGUGGACACCUGUGGCAAGACCUUCACGCGCAACGAGGAGCUGACGCGCCACAAGCGCAUCCACACCGGACUGCGGCCGUAUCCUUGCAGCGCCUGCGGGAAGAAGUUCGGCCGUCGCGACCACCUCAAGAAGCACAUGAAGACGCAUAUGCCGCAGGAGCGCCAGCUGGGCCCGGCCAUCUUCGUGCCCAUGUACCCCUAUCUGUAUGGGUACUGAGCGGGUGAAGGCGAAUCCUCGCCGUCCCGUCCUCCAGCGAUCUGUGAAGCGCUUGCACGCUUUAAACGAGCUCACCUGCGAGUCCUGCAACGAAACUCAAUGCCGGCCAAUACUCUAUAGCCAAUCUUGGACAGAACUACCUCAGCCGUACCUGGCGCAAUAUGGCGCACUCAGCAACCUCAAUCAACGCUAGCAAUCCCUGAGACCCUCGACGAUAUAUGCAAAUAUUGAGAUAUUUAUUUUUUAACGCAUAUUUACACUUCCAGCUACGUGACUAGUUAUGAGCGCACAAAAACCCCGCACAUGUGUAAAUACCUCCUUAAGUGAUCCUUUCUCAUAUGCUAAGCGAUUAAGAGAUUUAAGAGAUACCAGAUUUGUACGUAUGUACGCAUACAAACAGUCUAUAUUAUAAGUAAGCUGAUAUUUUACCAGUUUUAUAAGCUGAACGCGGUUACUAGAAAUAUACGAUUUAUACCUAAAUACUAUACGAUCAUAGUUAAAUAUUGAGAGUUGCAUUAUACGAUUUAUGUUUACACCAGAAAAAAUACAAAUACUAUA
Molecule: messenger RNA, 1585 nt
Organism: Drosophila rhopaloa
Lineage: Eukaryota; Metazoa; Arthropoda; Insecta; Diptera; Drosophilidae
Gene: hkb
Product: zinc finger protein 251
Exons: 2
Coding region: 134-1027 (297 amino acids)
Biological process (GO): regulation of transcription by RNA polymerase II
Molecular function (GO): DNA-binding transcription factor activity, RNA polymerase II-specific; RNA polymerase II cis-regulatory region sequence-specific DNA binding
Source: RefSeq, a predicted model, not a curated record